AUGUCCGAGCGAUACAAUAGGAUACUCAAGGUCAUUGCCUCGGACGCGACGAAAGCCGAAGAGACGGGUCAGAUGAAGACUCUGCAUAUUGGUAGUCUCGANAAAUCCGAGCCGAAGCACGAGCAUGUCGGUGGUAUAGAUUCCAACGAGCCUCUGUUGCUUGAAUUGCCACCUCUGGAAUGGAGAAGGCUAGCCAACAAAGUGGUAAAAGCCGAAGUCUACGGCACUUCUGUUGCUAGCCGUGUUAGCUUCAUGUCAGUCUUGACGAGUUUGGAAGAGAGACAGGCUCGGUGGCACACCAUGGAGCCGACUGAAGAUUGCCCGAACCCGGCUCAGAGAAGACACGAUAUGCACGACCAUAACAAUAACCCAAUGUGCUUAAUGCUGGCACGUGAAGCGAAGAAGAUCGUUGGACUCUUCGACUACAGCUGA
Aureobasidium vineae is the source of this 432-nucleotide messenger RNA. The record is from the annotation of a GenBank genome assembly. Lineage: Eukaryota; Fungi; Ascomycota; Dothideomycetes; Dothideales; Saccotheciaceae.